This is a messenger RNA of Protopolystoma xenopodis, 459 nucleotides long. NCBI's taxonomy places the organism in Eukaryota, Metazoa, Platyhelminthes, Monogenea, Polystomatidea, Polystomatidae. The record is from the annotation of a GenBank genome assembly.
AUGUUCGUAGAGAAGCAACAGCCAUACUCUAGUGAGGAAAGCGAUGCGUUUUCGACCAUUCAAUCUCAUGUCCAGUUCCUGAUUUUUUUACUCAACGGCUCUACAGGCGCCUUUUUGCUCAACACUUCUUUUAUCGAAUGUGACGACGAGUCUUUCCAACAUAGUAAUAGUUUAAUCGAAGGUAUGAAGACUAAGAUGUCGGACCGUGAACGUGGUACAGUUCCAGACAUUUCGCUGGCAUCGCCAGUGAGUCUCGCCACUCUUAGCACCACACAACAACUCGUCAAAAAGACAAAUGAUGCCAAGUUUUUGACCAAACGUGUGCUAAAUAGUUGUGGUAUCUCCUCUUCUGCCCUGAGCUAUUUACAUUUUACAAAUCCUCCUGUCACGCCUUCACUUACAAUUUUUACCGUGCUUAUUUCGACGUUUUAUGUGCUCAUCUUGAGCGGCAUUCAGUAA